GCUCAGUCAGAGCAGUGCGCGACGCAGCGACAGACGCACCCAUUCUCUCUCUUCCUCUCUUCACGCACGCACGCACACACACACAUGCUCAUGCACGCAGACGGCAACUUUCCUCUAUUGGACUGACAACACACUCGCCAGGAUAGACACAGUCCCCUUACUACAGUGGAGAAGAGGAUAACGAGUGACAGAUCUGAAAAAAAGAAAUACAGAAAAAGAAAGAGGUUCCCAGGUGAAGAGGAGGAACGUGCUGACAUUUUGCCCUGUUGGAGAUGGCAAACCUUGUGACAUCGUUGUGCUGUGUAGUUCUGGCUGCAGUGGUGGUAGCCUACGCUCAAAGACGCAGUCAACUUGUUGCUAGGAACCAGUAUGGGCGAAUAGGCAGUGAUGUCACCAUGCAGUGUGGCUCCCUGGACAAUGAUGCAUCGGUGUCAUGGAAGGUGAAUGGGACAGAUGUGAGGGCCCAGCACCAUCUAGAAGGUCCCAGACUGAUCCUGACUGAGGUGGAUCUGAGUCAUACUGGACUGUACAGCUGUUUUCAGAACCCCCAUGGUGAGAGGCGUGACACCAUCUAUCUUCACAUUGGGAUUCCCCCUCGGGAGCCUACUGUCACCUGUAGGUCCAACACCUACCCCAAAGGUUUUUACUGCAGCUGGCACCAGCAGCAUUCAACAUACAUCCCCACUACCUUUGAAGUAGACGUACAAUAUAAUCAGCGUUCACUGGAAGUGAUGAAAGACUCGGUCCACAAGAACCGAUGCCAUGUACGCUUCCCAGAGGUCUUCUCCAGCAUCCCCUACAAAGUUAAUGUAACAGCAAUCAAUGCCUUGGGGAAAGCUUCCACCACUGUCUCCUUUGAAGAGUCCAAUAUAGUAAAACCAGACCCCCCGGAGCGUGUGACCGCACCCCCGAUCCGUUUCAACCCUCGGAGGCUGGAGGUAUCCUGGCACAGCCCUGCUACCUGGCCUGACAUAGACACCUUCCCUUUAAAGUACUUCCUUCGAUAUCGGCCACUCAUCCGAGAGCAGUGGCAACAUGUCGAACUAUCUGAGACCACUUCCCAUAACAUCACUGAUGCCUACGCUGGGAAGGAGUACAUCAUUCAGGUGGCUGCCAAGGACAUAGAGAUUGGAACAUGGAGUGACUGGAGUGUUGCUGUCCAUGCUACACCCUGGAUUGAAGAACCUGUGCCAAUUGUUUCUACAACUGAAGUGGACUUUCAUACCGAGACUAAGACCUCCCCCAUCCCAUCCUCCAACGCACCACAGAAGGCUGAACCUCCAGUGGGAAGAGCUGCGAGGGUCAUCACAUUUUUCUCCCCAUUGCUGUUAGGAAUGCUGCUGCUGCUGCUUAUGUGAUGUGAACGUCUUAUUGCUGAAGGCUGAUGUGAAGUAGGAGGAAAAAGAAGAAGAAGGAGGCUGGUAUUUUUUUUUUCUAUUUUGCACAUGUUUCAAGGAUACAGUGCAUUGAUCAUUUCUGUCCAUCACACAGUUACUCUACAAAAUUAUUUAGACAUGACAUCAGACGAUGAUGAUGCGUUUCAGCAUUUUUAAUCAAUUUGAUUUUGGUGACAAUAAAAGAAAAUCUACAGAGGAACUUUUGGAAAUCUUCAUCGUCAUCAUUACCAACAGCAACAGCAGCAACACGAGCAGCAAAGACCACAACAAGAUAAUUGUCUUGCAUCACCCCCCCGGUGGAUUACAUGAGCCACUUUAAACUGAUUUGUUCAGUCUGGUUUGGGAGGCUCCUUUUCGACAACAGAAUCAAGGCCUCAGCUGACCUCACUUUUUACCUUUUCUGUUCCUUUUUGUAAUCACUUUUUUCUUAAGUCGCCGUGCAGUGUAGUACACACACAAAAACACACACACAUAUAUAGGGCACGUGCAUUUGUGUGUAUACUUGCAGCCCCUUAUACAGCUUAAUCAUCAUGCCAAAGACUCCACUACACCCCCCCCAACAAAGUGGUUCACACUCAAUUCAUUGAGCUUCCUGAAGCCUGUGCCUGUCUUCAUCAUGGGAUGAAAACCCCAGAAAGUUGGGUGUGCACGCGUGUAUGUGUGACACCUAAUGGAUACUGAAGCCCAUUAUGGAAAUCAAACUGGGGGAAAAUCUGAGGAACCCUGCAGCCCCUGUUUAUGUCAACCCACCAGUUAACAGAGAAGCCACAAAAAUGUUCAAUCAGACUCUGCACGCCUCCAACAACUGACGGAGCAAGCUGUUUUUUUUUUUGUUUUGUUUUUGUUUUAGUUUCGGUUUUUUGUUAUUCAGCAAGAGGACUAACACUUUGGAGAAUUCAAUAACUGUAGUCUGGCUUAUUUACACAGUUAGCUUUACAUAGAGCUUUGAGCAACGGGCAAGGACGACAUGAAUUGUAAAAAAAAAAAAAAAUUAAUUAAUUAAAUGAAAUAAAAUGGAUUUGAGACUGAACCAUUCUUUUUCCACCCUUUGGUUGUUGGUUUGAUUUUGUAUUGAUGGCAUCAAAGCUGAUUAUUGGAACACUGAUAUAAGCUAUGUUGGUUUUCCAUUCUGCUCUGUGCUGUAAAAUACAAUAACACAAAUCAGUUUGCUUUAUGACUUCUGACGCCUUUACAAACAUUAGAAAUGUCUUUCUGCAGUUUACAUUUCAAUAGCCAAUAUCAGUUACCAGUUAAUAUUAUGUUAUUCAAAGAAUCUUGAAGUGUUUAUUGUAUUUUUUAUGGACAAAUAAUAAAAAGACGCAUAUAGGAUUUUA
Archocentrus centrarchus (flier cichlid) is the source of this 2731-nucleotide messenger RNA. RefSeq names its product ciliary neurotrophic factor receptor (gene cntfr). Gene Ontology annotation, cellular component: membrane. Gene Ontology annotation, molecular function: protein binding; cytokine receptor activity. NCBI's taxonomy places the organism in Eukaryota, Metazoa, Chordata, Actinopteri, Cichliformes, Cichlidae. The transcript has 11 exons. The record is from RefSeq and is a predicted model, not a curated record. The coding region runs from base 273 to 1358 and encodes 361 amino acids.